AUGCAAAAGAAACUGGAUUUUGAUGAUGAACACAAGGGCAAGUUCAAGCGCUAUUUAGCAUUUUUCAUUGAGUAUUUGAGUGAUAUUGAGCAGGUGUUUAAGGAUCAAGAGGAUAUCCUAACACGACCCAAUAUCGGCUACAGCCUAGCACUGACUGUCCUGGCUACUUGCGCUACAGCCUAUUACCAUGGCACCGACGAAGUAGCCAAGCUUGGGCUCAAGGCGGUUUACGCUGCCCUGGCUCAAAUCUUUGGUAUCAACUUUUACGGCGGAAUUGCCGGGUGUUAUCUGGAGAGCACCAACCUGAAAUCCACUGCGGAAUCCAGUGCCGUAGCAGUGAAGGUAUGUAUCGACAAGAUUACCAGGGCUUGUGUCCUGACCGGUGAUGGCGAUCCAACUCAAGAGGCGGUCUCAUUUUUCGUCACGGACGAUGAUUCCACGCAUCCUCCCCAGCAAGUCAUUAUCAACGGUGCUCCCAAUGAGCCUUUAGAACGAUUAAAUGUGGAAGUUGAGGGGAUCGGGGGUCUGGCUUUGCAAAGCGAUAGCUUUAUGGUGCUCCGCUUUGAGUGCGAUUAG
Molecule: messenger RNA, 576 nt
Organism: Monosiga brevicollis MX1
Lineage: Eukaryota; Choanoflagellata; Craspedida; Salpingoecidae
Exons: 4
Coding region: 1-576 (191 amino acids)
Source: RefSeq, a predicted model, not a curated record